Phoenix dactylifera (date palm) is the source of this 893-nucleotide messenger RNA. The record is from RefSeq and is a predicted model, not a curated record. NCBI's taxonomy places the organism in Eukaryota, Viridiplantae, Streptophyta, Magnoliopsida, Arecales, Arecaceae.
CAAGCUUUCUUCUACCGAAGGCCGGUCACCAAAUUCCAUUUGCAAUGCAUGCCUGGAGGCUUCAAGAAAAGCUGAGAAAGCCUUGGGUGAUCCAGAAUUGUUUGGUGUCUACAAAAGUCAGAGGCAUAUAUGCAUCAAACAACGCUGUCUUUGCAAGAUCUUUUCCAUGAAGAAAAUCUCUGCAACAGCACAGGAUUAUGUUUGGACGAGUCCCUGCUUUGUCGCAUUUCAUUAAACAAGUUUUCUUCUGAGACAGAGGAGAACACUUGUUUAGCAUGCCGCAAAUCUGUCAAAAAUAUUUUCAUUCAAUUAAAGGCUCCUAAGCUGAGGAUGAAGAUAAUGGAGACUCUUAUUGAGAACUGCAAAGAAGCAGAUGAGAAUGAAGAGCAAUGCAAGCAAAUUGUCUGCAUGUAUGUUCCCCUAAUCCUGUCAAAACUUGACAAGCAGAAACCCAGUGACCGGUGCCGUCUGAUGAAUCUCUGUGAUGAGGGGAUAUCUCUGUGAAAUGCCUGUCCAGUUAGCUAAGUGGUAGCUUUGCUUCUAUUAGAUGUGCUCAAAAUAACCAAGAAAGGGGGAGAUUCUGGAUCUUUGAGGAUUGAAUAAUGUGAUGUUCAUGCAUCAUAUGUCCAAUGUUGCUGGGAUUGGUGUGAUCAGCCAUGUGUUAUUGCUUUUAUGUCUGAAAGCAGAUGUAUAUUCUUCUUUCGGUAUAAAAAUUUUGUCCGAAGAACCUUUGGAAAUCUUCUGCCGCAGUUGGCAUCUGAUCAAGCAUUGCAAUAUAUUGCUGCUACCUCAUCUAGUUGUCCAAAACGUAAUUUGUUUACAUAGUUAAAAUGGUGUCUUUGUUAUUAUACAAGCCAGUUGUGAGAUCAUUAUAUUAAUUGUUGUUCACUUGU